Molecule: messenger RNA, 3777 nt
Organism: Oldenlandia corymbosa var. corymbosa
Lineage: Eukaryota; Viridiplantae; Streptophyta; Magnoliopsida; Gentianales; Rubiaceae
Source: the annotation of a GenBank genome assembly
CACACAUUGGGCAUAGUCUCCUAAUUUCCUUUCUUCUGUGUUUCUCUCUUAACACAUUCUAUUCUUCUAAAGAAAGAAAACAGAAGAAAAGAAAAAAAAAACCCUCGAUUCAAUGGCGAGAGGUCCGAGAGCGGCGAAGGAGUCAUCCUCAGAGGAAGAAGAGGAAGAGCCUAAUUCUAAUUCGUCGGAAGAAGAGGAAGUAGACCGAGCGCCCAAUGAUCAAGUUAACGAGGAAGAAGACGAGGAAGAACUCGAAGCCGUUGCUAAACCUGCCGAUGAAUCUGAGGAAGAAGAAGAUGAUGCCGCCGCCAACGACCAGGAGGAUGAUGACAACGAGGAAGGAGAAGCUGUUACUGGUGAGGUUGCCAAGCGUGAAAGGGAGAGGUUAAAAGAAAUGCAAAGGUUGAAGAAGCAGAAAAUACAAGAUAUUUUGGAUGCGCAGAAUGCCGCUAUCGAUGCUGAUAUGAACAACAAAGGAAAGGGGCGACUGAAGUUUCUUCUUCAGCAGACAGAGCUAUUUGCUCAUUUUGCCAAAGGAGACCACUCAACAUCGCAGAAGGUCAAAGGAAAGGGUCGCCAUGCAUCGAAACUUACCGAACAAGAAGAAGAUGAAGAGUAUCUCAAAGAGGAGGAAGAUGGUCUCUCUGGAGCUGGAAAUACUAGACUUGUUGCCCAACCUUCCUGCAUUCAAGGAAAGAUGAGGGAUUAUCAACUUGCUGGGUUGAACUGGAUGAUAAGACUCUAUGAGAAUGGGAUAAACGGAAUUCUUGCAGAUGAAAUGGGACUUGGAAAAACUUUGCAAACUAUCUCACUUUUAGGUUACCUCCAUGAGUACCGGGGAAUAACUGGUCCCCACAUGGUUGUUGCUCCAAAAUCUACACUGGGAAAUUGGAUGAAUGAGAUUCGCCGAUUUUGCCCUGUUCUUCGUGCUGUAAAGUUUCUGGGUAAUCCGGAUGAAAGGAGAUAUAUCCGCGAGGAGUUGCUUGUUGCCGGCAAGUUUGAUGUAUGCGUAACUAGUUUUGAAAUGGCCAUUAAGGAGAAGUCGGCCUUACGUCGCUUUAGCUGGCGAUACAUCAUCAUUGAUGAAGCCCAUAGAAUCAAGAAUGAAAAUUCUUUAUUGUCUAAAACCAUGAGAUUGUACAGUACCAAUUACCGUCUUCUUAUCACUGGCACACCUCUUCAGAACAACCUUCACGAGCUUUGGGCGCUUCUUAACUUUUUACUGCCUGAGAUCUUUAGCUCAGCUGAAACUUUCGAUGAAUGGUUUCAAAUCUCUGGUGAAAAUGAUCAGCAAGAGGUUGUCCAGCAGCUACACAAGGUUCUCCGACCAUUUCUUCUCAGAAGAUUGAAAUCAGAUGUUGAGAAAGGUUUGCCACCUAAGAAGGAAACAAUUCUUAAAGUUGGCAUGUCCCAGAUGCAGAAGCAAUACUAUCGAGCUCUUUUACAGAAGGAUCUUGAAGUUGUAAAUGCUGGUGGCGAGCGCAAGCGUCUUCUUAACAUUGCAAUGCAGUUGAGAAAAUGUUGUAACCAUCCAUAUCUUUUUCAAGGUGCAGAACCUGGACCUCCAUAUACUACAGGGGACCAUCUUAUAGAAAAUGCUGGCAAAAUGGUGCUUUUGGAUAAAUUGCUACCAAAGCUAAAGGAGCGUGACUCAAGAGUGCUAAUAUUCUCACAGAUGACUAGGCUUCUCGACAUUCUAGAGGACUAUUUGAUGUAUCGUGGAUACUUAUACUGUAGGAUAGAUGGAAACACCGGUGGGGAAGAUCGUGAUGCUUCCAUCGAAGCCUUUAACAAGCCUGGGAGUGAGAAGUUUGUAUUUUUACUGUCAACUAGAGCCGGAGGUCUUGGUAUUAAUCUUGCUACUGCAGAUGUUGUUAUUCUCUAUGACAGUGACUGGAAUCCGCAAGUUGAUUUACAGGCGCAAGAUCGUGCUCAUAGAAUUGGGCAGAAGAAAGAAGUGCAAGUCUUCCGUUUUUGCACAGAGUACACAAUUGAGGAAAAAGUGAUUGAGAGAGCUUAUAAAAAGCUUGCACUUGAUGCUCUAGUUAUCCAACAAGGGCGCUUAGCCGAACAGAAAACUGUGAAUAAAGAUGAGUUGCUGCAAAUGGUGAGGUUUGGUGCUGAGAUGGUUUUUAGCUCCAAGGACAGCACAAUUACUGAUGAGGAUAUAGACAGAAUAAUUGCUAAAGGAGAAGAAGCAACAGCUGAGCUUGAUGCGAAAAUGAAGAAGUUCACUGAAGAUGCUAUCAAAUUCAAGAUGGACGAUUCUGCUGACUUUUAUGAUUUUGACGAUGAAAAAGAUGAGAACAAGUUCGAUUUCAAGAAAAUUGUUAGUGACAAUUGGCUCGAGCCUCCCAAAAGGGAAAGGAAGCGCAAUUACUCGGAAUCAGAAUACUUCAAGCAAACAAUGCGCCAAGCUGGUCCAACCAGACCCAAAGAGCCACGAAUUCCUCGUAUGCCUCAGUUGCAUGAUUUUCAGUUCUUCAACACCCAGAGGCUUAGUGAGCUUUAUGAGAAAGAAGUGCGCUAUCUGAUGCAAACACAUCAAAAGAAUCAAUUGAAAGAUACAAUUGACGUGGAAGAGCCGGAAGAUGCUGGAGAGCCUUUAACUGCUGAAGAGCAGGAAGAGAAGGAGAAGUUGUUGGAAGAGGGUUUCUCUACAUGGAGCAGAAGAGAUUUCAAUACGUUCAUCAGGGCCUGUGAAAAGUAUGGUCGGAAUGAUAUUAAGGGUAUUGCUUCUGAAAUGGAAGGAAAGACGGAGGAGGAAGUUGAAAGAUAUGCAAAGGUUUUCAAAGAUAGAUACAAAGAGUUGAAUGAUUAUGAUAGGAUAAUAAAGAAUAUUGAAAGAGGAGAGGCCCGAAUAUCUCGUAAAGAUGAGAUCAUGAAGGCUAUUGGAAAGAAGUUGGAUCGGUAUAAGAAUCCAUGGCUGGAAUUGAAAAUCCAAUAUGGUCAGAAUAAAGGGAAGUUGUACAAUGAAGAGUGUGAUCGAUUUAUGAUAUGUAUGGUUCACAAGCUUGGAUACGGGAACUGGGACGAGCUGAAGGCUGCAUUUCGCACGUCGCCACUGUUUCGGUUUGACUGGUUUGUGAAGUCGCGAACUACUCAAGAACUUGCAAGGAGAUGUGAUACGCUUAUUCGCUUGGUGGAGAGGGAAAAUCAAGAAUAUGAUGAACGUGAGAGGCAGGCCCGUAAAGAGAAAAAGCUUGCAAAGCAGAAUAUAACCCCAUCUAAGCGGGGAAACUCAAGGCAAGCUGCUGAGAGUCCUCCGGGCUUAAAGAAGCGUAAGCAAAUGUCGAUGGAUGAUUACGUGGGCUCGGGAAAGAAGAGAAAAUGAUGCAGUAACACGAAGUGAAGCGGCUGAUUUUUUUCCAUUUUGUUAGUCAAGUCAGGAUACUAGAUUAUUGCACCGACUAUAUUGAGAUAAUCUUCUUAUGAUUAUUCAUAUGGCUUCGCGUUUGCUGUCAAGGUCAUACGGAACCUGAUGACACUGCCAAAGAGCUAUUUAACUUGUGGAUUAUUAGCACUAGUUGUAUUGUAUAGAUUCACAGCAGUGGAACCUAGCUACAUAUGGUGCUCUUUUCUUAAAGGCACUUUCAAAAAAUCCCUCAUUGGGUCGCAUUGCUGUUACCGCUGCUGUUGAACUUUUGUAGUUUUGCAGGGAUGGUAUUAUUAUUAUAUAUAUGUAGUUUUUAAUUAGGAAUUAAGCAUUUUCAGUUCUUUUGAAAUUUUGAUGCUACACAUUUAGUUCUGAAAGCUUGAAAAGCAUCAUCUUAUGCC